AAACGGGUGGGAGAACUCCGUAACCAAACAAGCUUCCAACGGCCAACCAUAUGAAUAGUUACAAAAAAAUCUGAGCCAAACUUCAGUCUCGUCUCAUGAAAGAUGCAAAGUUUCGAAGUCUAGGCCAACGAAGCCAAGAACUACUUCAUAUCAUCUCGAAAGCUUUAUCUUCAGCAACGAACUCUAGAGAGCUCCACAAACUUCAUUCACUGAUAAUCACAUUAGGACUCGACCAGUCGGCCUUCUUUUCUGGCAAACUCAUUAGCAAGUACGCCAAAUUCAGAGAUCCACUUGCUUCUUUAUCAGUUUUUCGCGGAAUUUCACCAACUAACAAUGUUUUUCAAUGGAAUUCAAUCAUACGAGCACUUACCCAUAAUGGGAUGUUCUCUGAGGCUUUGGAUUUUUAUUCACAAAUGCGGAAGUUGAAGCUUCGACCUGAUACAUACACCUUCCCUUCGGUUAUCAAUGCAUGCGCGGGCUUUUUGGAUGUUGAUUUGGGUAGGCUUGUUCAUGAUCGUGUUAUGGAAAUGGGUUUUGGCUCGGAUUUGUAUAUUGCCAAUGCUUUGAUUGAUAUGUACUCGAGAUUCAAUGAUUUGGAUAGAGCGCGUAGUGUGUUUGAUGAAAUGACUCACAGAGAUGUUGUUUCUUGGAAUAGUCUGAUUUCGGGGUAUAGUUCAAAUGGGUAUUGGGAGGAAGCUUUGGAAACUUAUCAUUGUUCAAAAGUUGCUGGCGUUGUUCCAGAUUCUUUCACUUUGUCCAGUGUUUUACCUGCAUGUGGUGGUCUGUUUGCCGUUGAAGAGGGCCAGAUUGUUCAUGGGUUGGUUGAAAAGAUUGGUGUUAAGAGUGAUAUCAUCAUCAGUAACCUGCUUCUUUCUAUGUACUUCAAAUUAGAUAGAUUAGCAGAUUGUUGGAUGAUAUUUGAUGAGAUGGCAGUUAGAGACACAGUCACUUGGAAUACUAUAAUUUGUGGGUAUUCUCAAGCGGGCUUGUAUCAAGAGUCAAUCAAGUUGUUUCUAGAUAUGCUUCAUAAAUUUGAACCAGACCUAUUAACAAUUACAUCUGUUCUCUAUGCUUGUGGUCACAUUGGAGAUUUAGAAUUGGGAAAUUAUGUCCAUGAGUACAUGAUGAGAAGUGGGCAUGAAUGUGAUACUACAGCAAUUAAUAUUCUUAUUAGUAUGUAUGCGAAGUGUGGUGAUUUAUUGUCUUUGUGGGAAGUUUUUGACAGAAUGAAAUGCAGGGAUUUGGUGUCAUGGAACUCUUUGAUUAAUGGUUAUAUUCAAAAUGGACAUUAUGAGGAAGCAAAGAAGAUUUUUAAGAUGAUGAAAAUGGAUUUCAAACCCGAUUUUGUCACCUAUGUGAUGCUUCUAUCUAUGUCUACCAAGUUAAUAAACACUGAUCAUGCGAAGGAACUCCAUUGUGAGAUAACAAAAAUGGGACUUGAUUCAAGCUUAGUUUUGGGAAAUGCUCUUGUGGAUAUGUAUGCUAAAUGUAGCGGAAUGGAGGAUGCACUAAAAAUAUUUGAGGGCAUGAAAACUCGUGAUAUUGUAACAUGGAAUACUAUUAUUGCUGCAUGUCUUCAUUCUGAGAACAGUAGUUUAGGAUUCAGGAUGAUCAGUAGAAUGAGAACAGAGGGGAUGGUGCCGGAUGUGGCAACCAUGUUAGUUACCUUGCCCAUGUGUUCCUUACUUGCUGCCAAACGUCAAGGAAAGGAGAUCCAUGGCUACAGUUUCAAGUUACGGUUUGAGUCACAUGUUCCAAUUGGGAAUGCACUGAUUGAUAUGUACUCCAAAUGUGGUAGUUUGAAGAACUCACUCCUAGUAUUUGAGCAAAUGAAAACAAAAGAUGUAGUGACAUGGACAGCAUCAAUCUUUGCACAUGGGAUGUAUGGUGAAGGAAAGAGAGCUCUGAGAGCUUUCAAGGAGAUGGAAGCAACAGGUGUUAUUCCUGAUCAUAUUGCUUUUCUUGCAAUCAUAUUUGCUUGUAGUCAUUCAGGUCUUGUUGCAGAAGGCCGGGCUUGCUUUGACCGGAUGAAGAAAGACUACAACAUUGAGCCAAAGAUUGAACAUUAUGCUUGUAUGGUUGAUCUUCUAUCACGAUCUAGGCUAUUCGCUGAAGCAGAGGAGUUUGUUCUUUCCAUGCCAUUGAAGCCAGAUGCAAGUAUAUGGGGAGCUCUACUUAGUGCUUGUCGAGCAAGUGGAGACAUAAAGAUUGCAGAGCGUGUGUCUGAACGUAUCAUUGAAUUAAAUUCGGAUGAUACUGGGUAUUAUGUUUUAGUAUCAAAUGUAUAUGCAGAAUUAGGGAAGUGGGAUCAAGUGAGAAUGAUAAGAAAAUCUUUGAAAGCUAGAGGACUGAGAAAAGACCCUGGAUGUAGCUGGAUGGAGAUUCGAAACAGGGUUUAUGUGUUUGGCACUGGGGAUAGUUCCUUCGAACAACAUGAAGAGGUCAAUAAGUUCUUAGAGAUACUUGCUGGUUUAAUGGCUAAGGAAGGUUAUGUUGCUGAUUUACAAUAUGUUCUUCAUGAUGUUGAGGAGGAUGAGAAGAGAGACAUGCUCUGUGGCCACAGCGAAAGGAUUGCUAUAGCAUUUGGAUUGUUAAACACGAAACCAGGCACACCUUUGCAGGUGAUGAAGAAUCUUCGGGUCUGUGGGGAUUGUCACACUGUGACUAAGUUCAUAUCGAAGAUUACGCAACGAGAAUUAUUAGUUAGAGACGCCAAUCGCUUUCAUUUGUUCAAGGACGGAAUCUGUAGUUGUGGGGACUACUGGUGAUGAUUUCUUUACACAGCCACAUUUGAUUGACUGAAGAAGGUCGUCUGCAAUGAAAAAAUCUAUUAUCCAUGCGCCGUAUGGAACUUCAAAGUGGUGGCUGAAGGUCAGACUGGCUUGACAUUUGGCUCAUCCUCUGUUUGGUGGAAGUUAGUUGGAAUGUUUCUUAUAUAACUGAAUUUGCAGUUUUUUAGUUGCAGGAAUAGUCAUAAGCAUCGGCACCAAGUUAAUUAUAAAACCUUAGGUCAACCAUGUUAUGUCAAUCAUCUGACAAGGUGGCUGUUUCAAUUGGAUGCUGUAUAUUUCCCGAAGGAACUUUGAAGUUUCGUGCAGGCUGUGUGAACUGGUUCAUUUUGGUGCUGGUGCUGCUGGUGCUGCUGCAAGGCGUGUCUCACGCAUAAUUUGGUACUUGGUAACUAGCUUGUCUCGAGGUGGCCAGUUUUCUUUGAUAACUGGAACUUCUGAGAAGUUUUUCAUCCAGGCAAAUAUCAAUGGGAACUUUUCUGAAUCAA
Molecule: messenger RNA, 3277 nt
Organism: Cornus florida
Lineage: Eukaryota; Viridiplantae; Streptophyta; Magnoliopsida; Cornales; Cornaceae
Product: pentatricopeptide repeat-containing protein At3g03580
Exons: 3
Coding region: 96-2768 (890 amino acids)
Biological process (GO): RNA modification
Molecular function (GO): protein binding; RNA binding; zinc ion binding
Source: RefSeq, a predicted model, not a curated record